This is a messenger RNA of Mesocestoides corti, 1749 nucleotides long. The record is from the annotation of a GenBank genome assembly. NCBI's taxonomy places the organism in Eukaryota, Metazoa, Platyhelminthes, Cestoda, Cyclophyllidea, Mesocestoididae.
AUGUUAAAACCCAUUCGGGCAGUGCGAAUAUCCAUUUCAGAGCACAUCUCCGACUCUCUUGUCGUCGGUGACGGUUCGAUCCGGGAGGUUUCGAAUUCUGUGACUGAAAAUGGACUUCCAGUAGAAAAAAAGCGUGUAAAGUGCUCUCGUGUUGCCGUCACUUUGUGCUUCUCAAAGUGCUUUCCCUGCAUUUACCCUGACGAGGUCUAUUUAAUCGACCCACCCGUUGCUGCGGCAGCGUGUGUUUAUGCUGAACACAAACCAGGACUUGAGUUUGCCACGUUGACUGUCGUCAGCUCCAACUUUACCUCCAACUGGUGGCUGAGGCCCCUGGCCCUCCGAUCUAGGGGUCUCAAGGAACAGCAACCUAACCAGCAACAGGGCGAGCUCAUCUACACAGUCCACUGUUCGUCAGUGCGACCGAAGACCACUGACUCUGAAGCCUCCCACUCCACUCCCUCCAAAUUCACUGCAGCGCCACGUCUGGCGAGGAGAUUCUCCGGUCACAGACGCAAAGGCUGGGGACUUGUGAAGAUGCUACCGAAGAAGUCGGUGUCCCUAACAGACGGCACAGACGGUGUGGUGUCUGGCGCAGCGACGUGUCCGAUGCCUGGCCGAAGUAGUCCAAGGCUCUCAACCAGCUGUUCGCCUGUCGACCCCGCUCUCCUUGCCAAAGCCAAGGCAACCGCACAGGAGGCUAUCAAUAAAAACAUGGUUUUCGCGGUACUGGGACCCUACCGACACAUUCGUGAAGGAAUGCGACGUCGCGGGUGGGUCGAAAAGUACUACCAGGCGCCCACGACGGUGAGUAGCGAGCGUGUGACGUCACCGCGUUGUCCGCGGGCUUCCAAAAGUCAAAGCUCCAACGACUCUAGCUAUCGCGACCUUGAGGUCUUCAAGGGAGACAUUGACUACAACGAUGAGCAACAGAACGACCUCGGAUACGCCACAAACGGUCGGCGGUUGCUGCCGUGGGAGGAGAAGAACGGAUUUUACGGACUCCUGGGCAGAUAUGUCAGGCACGUGGUCCCGAAUUUCAUCUGGUCGUUGAAGAAGGCUCAGAUCGACUUCCGCUUCCUCCGUCCAGGCCAGAUCGUCAACCACCACACCAGAGCGCCAUUCACAACCAAGGUUGGACUCUGUCGGAAUUUGCGUCUCCGCGGCUCCUCCAAGGAGAAGAUGGUGGACUCCCUCUUCCCUCGGUGUUUCGUCAUCUCACAGGACGAGGAUCGGGCACAAUUCAUUAAGGAGUUCCGCCUGACAGCGUGCAUGUCCGCAUUGAAGUGGGCCUGCAAUUACUACGACCUCCCAAACCACCCGACAGACAACGUUCUUGCAGACAGUCUAAACCCUUUGCUUCCGGCGGUUAUGCUGUCUGUUUGUGGGGCUAGACGAAGUCAGAACGCCUUGAUGGGUGCCAUGAUUGGUCCCCUAACACUAUCGGUUCUCAUUUUCCACUUGGUUGCGCUCAAUUUAAACAAAACACUCAGUCGCGAACACCUCAAGGGGGGUGAUUACGCUCUCUGCCCCCUGCCCCCUGCCGCGAGCGUUGUCAAUCCGGUUGCCGGAGCCGUUGCCUCGUUUUCCCACCAUAUAAUUUUCGCCUCUAAUUGCUCGUUUCUUUCGCAAAUCGACCUAAUUCACGCUUCUGGAGGGUUAUGUUGCCUGCGUCGUGGCUGCAGUAAGUCUGUCGUCUGCAUUAAGCAUGUGGCUUGGGUGCAGAAAGAUUUUGAGGAUCGCAGCAAGUAG